Messenger RNA from Antrostomus carolinensis (chuck-will's-widow), 1220 nucleotides. Its product is annotated as neurofilament heavy polypeptide. The transcript has 2 exons. The record is from RefSeq and is a predicted model, not a curated record. The annotation marks the transcript as partial. Lineage: Eukaryota; Metazoa; Chordata; Aves; Caprimulgiformes; Caprimulgidae.
GCAGCACCCACCAACGAGAAGGUGCCGGCUGCCACCGAGGCCCAGGAUGGAGGGAAGGAUGAGAAGGAAGAGCCUGGGAAGGUGAAGGCUCCAGCUGUGGGAGAGCCCAAAGGAGAGCAGGCAGCACCCGCAGCGGGGAAGGGUCCUGCUGUAGCAGAGGCUCAGGACAAAGGGAAGGAUGAGGCCAUGAAGGGACAAGCCCCUGAUGGUAAAGCAGAGCUCAUGGAGGAGAAGGCUCCAGUGGCAGCGGAGGCUGAAGGAGGGAAGGUAACACCUGCAGAGGAGACAACCUUGGCUGUAGCACAGGCUCAGGAUGGAGGCAAAGGGGAGCCCACAAAGGAGAAGACCACAGCCUCUGUAAAGGAGAAGGUCUCAGUGGCUGCAAAGGCUCAGGAUGGAGGGAAGAAAGCUGCAAAGGCAGAGAAAACCCCAGCUGAUAAAAAGCCUGCAAAGGAGAAGGCUCCAGCUGCUGGGAAGGCCCAGGAUGGAGAGAAUAAAGUGGCAAAGGCAGAAAAAGCCCCAGCUACAAAAAAGGUUCAAGAUGUAGGCAAAGAGGAGCCUGCGAAGGAGAAAAGCACAGCUCCAGUGAAGGAGGAAACCACAGCUCCUGUGAAGGAGAAGGGUCCAGCUGCUGCAGGGGUUCAGGAUGAAGAGAAGGCAACAGCAAAGGCAGAGAAAGCCCCAGGUGCAAAGAAGGCUCAAGUAGGAGGUAAAGAGGAGCCUGCGAAGGAGAAAAGCACAGCUCCUGACGGAGAGAAUAAAGUGGCAAAGGCAGAGAAAGCCCCAGCUGAUAAAAAGCCUGUGAAGGGUCCUGCAGAAGAGAAAACCACAGCUCCUGCCAAGGGGAAGGUCCUGGCUGCUGCAAAGGCCCAGGAUGGAGAGAAGAAGGGGACAAAGGCAGGAAAACCUGCGGCUGCAUCGAAGGCGCAGGAUGGAAGCAAAGAGGAGCCCGCAAAGGGGAAAACCACGGCGGCUGCCGAGGAGAAGAGCCUGGCUGCUGGGAAGGCUCGGGAUGGAGGGAAGGAAGGUGCAGAGCUGGGACCCCCCGGAGCUGUGGCUGGGGCUGGAGGCCAGGGGCCCGCGGAGGCGGCAGCGGAGGCUCAGGGCGAAGGGGAGAAGGUGGCAAAGGUGGAGGAGACGGAGGAGCAGCAGCCGAGGGACCCCGACCCCCCACGCCCGGCUCUGCUGCAGAGCCUGAGCUGCCCGGCUGCCUGCCAGAG